Molecule: messenger RNA, 663 nt
Organism: Dothidotthia symphoricarpi CBS 119687
Lineage: Eukaryota; Fungi; Ascomycota; Dothideomycetes; Pleosporales; Dothidotthiaceae
Exons: 1
Coding region: 297-656 (119 amino acids)
Source: RefSeq, a predicted model, not a curated record
AGAGCAAAAAGACAGGCGAAUGAGACUCUGAGAGAACCAUCACACACAAGAAUUGCGUGAGAGCACAGUCAUGUGAUGCUCUUGGCACAUAACGCACGGACCGUAUAUCCAGUUUUGCGCACAGAAAACUUCACGGAACAAAAACCAAAAGACAAAAACAUACAACAGCGGGGAUUCGCUAGUUGUCUCCAACCCAGCUACUAAUCCGCCGGUACACUGCUUGAGUACAGCUGAGCGAACGGGAAGCUCUGUUUUCAGCGUCCUAUGGUCGUAUGUGAAAGGCUUGAUCAGAAUGCAUGAUAAUAAUCCGAGCAACAAAAAGAUCUCGGACUCCGCAACUCCAUGAAUCGACUGCAGUCUUUUGCAUCUUUCUCGUCACGCACCUCGCUUCAUCGUCCCUUUCAACGCCUACUAUCGUCCAUUACAUCCUUCGCUAUGGUCUUAGUCUUAGUCUUACUCCUCGAUCGCUACGUGAUGGAUCCACUCAUUCACCGUCUGAACGGAUAGGCUCGUUGACCGUUGAAAUUUUGGAGUGCAAUAUAACUGUAGCGUACAUUCUUUGUCACAUAGAGGAACAUGGAGAGACUCAAGUGAGAAAGGGUAAAUAUAUAGCUUCACGUUCGUUAUCUGAUCUUGCCUUUGCCAUGAAGUCGUGAAAGUAGG